AUGAGAAGUGGUGUUGGAUUCGGUCACACCAAGGGCAACUCCGGUUCAGAAGCAGACGAUGAGACUCAGUUGACGUGCUACACCGACCAGUAUCGCAGUCGCCGACGCAGCAAAGGUUCCCUCAAAAGCCCGGUGAACAAGACGGCUCUCACUUUAGUUGCCGUGAGCUCUUGCAUCCUGGCUAUGGUCUGUGGCACCCAGAUCUCCUGUCCACUCACGGUCAAAGUGACCCUUCAUGUCCCUGAACACUUCAUUGCUGAUGGGAGUGGGUUUGUUGUGAGUGAGGGCAGCUACUUGGACAUCUCCGACUGGCUGAAUCCUGCAAAGCUCUCCCUGUACUAUCAAAUCAAUGCCACCUCACCAUGGGUCCGCGAUCUUUGUGGGCAGGCAGAGAACAACGGACGUUGCGAACAUCUCUGUGAUGAAGAAACUGGUGAGUGCAGCUGCCAUGAAGGAUACGCCCCCGAUCCUGUGCAUCGACACCUUUGUAUCCGUAACACCUGGGAACACAGUGAAGGCCCCUGGCCGUACACAACUUUGGAAAGAGGUUAUGAUUUGGUGACAGGAGAACAAGCUCCAGAGAAAAUUCUUAGCCUGGGCCAAGGCCUUUGGCUUCCCGUGAGUAAAAGUUUUGUGCUUCCUCCGGUGGAGCUUUCCAUCAAUCCGUUGGCCAGCUGCAAGACGGACGUCCUCGUGACAGAAGAUCCAGCAGACGUCAGGGAAGAAGCAAUGUUGUCCACCUAUUUCGAGACCAUCAACGACCUGCUCUCGUCCUUUGGACCGGUUCGUGAUUGUUCUCACAAUAACGGAGGCUGUACCCGCAACUUCAAAUGUGUAUCGGAUCGUCAGGUGGACUCAACCGGUUGUGUGUGCCCUGAGGACCUGAGACCCAUGAAGGAUGGGACCGGUUGCUAUGACUACUCGAAGGGGAUUGAUUGCUCAGAUGGCUUCAACGGGGGUUGCGAGCAGCUGUGCCUUCAGCAGACACUCCCUCUCCUGUGGGACCCAACCUCUAGCACCAUCCACAUGUUCUGUGGUUGUGUUGAGGAGUACAAGUUGGCUCCAGAUGGCAAGUCCUGCCUCCUGUUAUCGGACAUCUGUGAGGGCCCCAAGUGUCUCAAGCCAGAUGUGAACUUCAAUGACACUCUCUUUGGAGAGAUGCUUCAUGGCUACAACAACAGGACCCAACAUGUCAACCAAGGCCAGGUUUUCCAGAUGACCUUCAGGGAGAACAAUUUCAUCAAGGACUUUCCCCAACUGGCUGAUGCGUUGGUGGUCAUCCCUCUACCGGUUGAGGAACAGUGUCGUGGUGUGCUAUCAGAACCUCUUCCUAACCUCCAACUGCUAACUGGGGACAUUCGAUAUGAUGAAGCCAUGGGGUACCCAAUGGUUCAACACUGGAGGGUCCGGAGUAACCUGUACAGAGUGAAGCUCAGCACGAUCGCCCUCUCGGCAGGAUUUGCAAAUGUCCUGAAGAUUCUGAACAAGGACAGCAGCCGUGAGGAGCUGCUCUACUUCAUCCAGCAGUAUGGCUCCCAUUACAUAGCCGAGGGUUUAUACGGCUCCGAAUUCAGUUGCACGAUUCACUUCCCAAGCAAGAAGAUCCAACAGCAGCUCUGGUUGCAAUAUCAGAAAGAUGCAUUGUGCAAUGUGAUAAACAACCUGGUACAUCAUUAA
Molecule: messenger RNA, 1677 nt
Organism: Thamnophis elegans (Western terrestrial garter snake)
Lineage: Eukaryota; Metazoa; Chordata; Lepidosauria; Squamata; Natricidae
Gene: ASTN2
Product: astrotactin 2
Biological process (GO): neuron cell-cell adhesion; neuron migration
Source: RefSeq, a predicted model, not a curated record